AUGGGUGUGUUAAAGUGGCGGGAGAGACACGGCAGUCGGCACAGUCAGAGUUCGGAUAAUGUCAAAGGACUCCAGACAUCUAGAGACGAUCGGACGAGUAGUGUCCCGACGCCGGAAGCGGUAGGAAAUGGAUCCCGGGAACUUUUAGAGGAGACGUUGAAGGGUCCCAAACCAUAUCCCAACAUCGUUCUACCGACCGGUGGUGGUUUCUGGAUUGAUGGCCAGGACCAAAACGAGUACGAGCCUGCUGCUUCUUCCGGUGGAGCCUGUACGUGGAAUAAUAAAAUCGAAACCGAUGACACGGCAAAAGCUUAUCGCAGAUACUACAUGGGAAGGGAACACUUCAACUUUGUUGGAACGGACGAUCAACUGGGCCCUGUGCUGUUGAGCGUGAAAACCGAAAGCCUGGCUUCCCAAGAGCAAACGAGACUCUUGCUGCGGCUGCGGACUGGCACCACGCACGAACUGGUGCCUUCAUCGUGCGCCACUUCAGCUCCUCACCACAUGGCCAGGCUGCUAAACGAUCAGCUAUCAGUUACCAAUAUGUCACCCGUUUUGAGUUGUAAAACGUCUCAACUAAUUGCCGCCUAUGACGAACACGUACUAGUGUCGCACUUCAAAUUUGGUGUAUUAUAUCAAAAGUAUGGCCAAACUAGUGAGGAAGAAUUAUUUUCCAACCAACAUACUUCACCCGCGUUUGAUCAGUUCCUCCAAUUACUCGGUCAGCGGAUACAACUGAAAGACCAUAAAGGGUACCGAGGAGGCCUAGACACGCAGUUUGGUCAAACCGGUGACGAAGCCGUUUAUCAAGUGUUCAAAGACAGGGAAAUCAUAUUCCAUGUAUCUUCUUUGCUUCCGUACACCGAUAACGAUCCUCAGCAAUUGCAAAGGAAAAGACAUAUCGGUAACGAUAUCGUAGCAAUAGUUUUUCAAGAAUCCAACACCCCGUUCACCCCUGACAUGAUAGCGUCACAUUUCCUACACGCCUACAUCAUCGUCCAAGUGAUCGAGCCCAACACUCCCAACGUUAGGUAUAAGGUCAGCGUGACCGCCCGGGACGACGUGCCCUUCUUCGGACCGACGUUACCCAACCCGGCCGUGUUCAGACACGGUCCAGAUUUCAAACAGUUCCUUCUCACCAAGCUUGUAAACGCGGAAAAUGCCUGUUACAAGGCCCACAAAUUUGCCAAGUUGGAGCUGAGAACCCGAACGUCUUUGUUGCACUCGUUGUGCGAGGAGCUGAAAGACAAGACUAAAGACUUCCUUGGGCACAACGAAGGCGGCAGCAGCGGCACCAACGCCGGAGCGGCCGGCACGAGCGGCGGCCUGGGCGCCGAGCUGACCAAAUCGUCGGCGGCCUCGUCGUCGUCGUCGUCGUCGGAAUGCGGCAACGGUACCAUCUCGGGGGCUGGCAGCAGGUUCAUAGACACUGUACGCAAAGCGCUCAUAGCUCGGGUCAAGACGCAAACACUGUCCAACGCAGAGGCCAACAACAACGUUUCGGGAGGCCUAUCCAAGAAGACUAGCAGCUGUUCGGCCGACGGGUCCAUACCGAGCUUUGGCAGAUCGUUGUCGAAAAGCAGCAAAAAGAGUUCGCCCUCGUCACCAAUAUCCAGUCCGGACAUCCAUCCAGUGCACAGGACUUCCAGUGGAGCUAGCCGCGUGGCCAUGUCUGAAAGCGAUUCGUCGUCGUUGAACAGCGUUGAGCUUGACGGCCUGGGCAUGGCUGGGGCCGUGGACAGCGACACCGGUUUGGAGAGCAUGUCGUCGGCUGAGACGCCCAGUGGCAAGCCUUGCAGCAUGUGCUGUUGUGACGCGCCAAACAACGACUCCCGGGUGGAAGGUCUCCGGCAAGACGUGACUAGGUUAAAAUGUGACAAACUAGAGCUGUUGAGACAGAACGUGAGUUGUCAACACGAAAUAAAGAGAUUGCGAGAGAAAGAACUGGUGCUGCAGUCGGAACUCACGUCCGCAUCCAAGGAGAUUCUUAGGUUGAGGGAACUGUUGAAAAACUACACCACUAACCCCAACUCGUCGACUGUUUGA
Messenger RNA from Macrosiphum euphorbiae (potato aphid), 2046 nucleotides. The record is from the annotation of a GenBank genome assembly. NCBI's taxonomy places the organism in Eukaryota, Metazoa, Arthropoda, Insecta, Hemiptera, Aphididae.